Messenger RNA from Gordionus sp. m RMFG-2023, 4776 nucleotides. Its product is annotated as cleavage and polyadenylation specificity factor subunit 1-like. The record is from RefSeq and is a predicted model, not a curated record. The transcript is spliced from 31 exons. Gene Ontology annotation, molecular function: protein binding; nucleic acid binding. The coding region runs from base 128 to 4732 and encodes 1534 amino acids. Lineage: Eukaryota; Metazoa; Nematomorpha; Gordioida; Chordodea; Parachordodidae. Gene Ontology annotation, cellular component: mRNA cleavage and polyadenylation specificity factor complex; nucleus.
UUCUUCUAGCUAUAAUCUGAAGACAAUUUCUCUUCAUAAUUUUGAAACAGAUGAUUUUAAAGGUGGCUAUUAUACAUGUGUAACUUUACCCAGACUGUCCUCUGAUCCACUAUCUCAAUGUGCAACUAUGUCCUUUUUUAAUUAUUAUUUUGCUAUACUGCCUUUAUCCAAUAUAUAUGGAACAUCAACCUUAGAUGAAAAUCAUGAAUAUACUGAAUUAUUUGGUGACAAUGUCAAAUUUAAAUCUGAAAAUACAUUGAAUGAUAACAUAAAAGAUGUGAUAGACAAAUCAUGCUUCCACCUACCAUCAUCGAUUAUUAUAAAUGUUAAACAAGUGGUUGCCAAAUUAACCAAUAUAUUGGAUUUCUCCUUUUUGCAUGGAUAUUAUGAGCCAACUUUGUUAAUUUUAUAUGAACCAUUUCAAACAUGGGCAGGAAAGGUAACCACUCGGCAAGAGUCAGUAUGCAUGAUAGCUUUGUCCAUCAAUUUGUAUCAAAGGGUUUAUCCUAUCAUAUGGUCUAUGAGCGAUUUACCUUACGAUUGCCUCAGAGCCGUUCCAGUGCCAAAACCUCUAGGUGGCGUCUUAAUCCUAGCUACUAAUUCAUUGCUCUACCUCAAUCAGCGCAAAAGUGUACCCAUAUGGACUCGAGCUCUCAAUAAAUUAGCCCCCAGCUCGCUCACUAAUGGUAUCCCUUCCUAUUCAUCUAACCCCGUAGAUCAUGAUACUCUGAGCCUAAAAUUACAGCAUGAUUCGUGUCAUGCCGUCUUUUACGAGCCUUAUAAAGUUGUGGUAGCCGCUAGCGAAGGAUAUUUUUUUGUGAUAGAUAUGAGGGAGAGAUCAGCUAACCACACAAUACAUCAUCGGAUAAAUAUGGUGAUGACAGAUGUCAAGCCCAUAGCUAGUGAUAUGUGUUUUUGUGGUCCGGGCUUAAUUUUCAUAGCUUCUCACAUUUCGGAUAGCUUCCUUUUAAAGGUAAAAAAUGAUUUAUCAAGCGAUUCAUCUGCCCAUGAUAAGGAUAACAUGAAUAAUCAUCCAAUUGAUGGCACGCAUAAUAAUAUUUACAAUGGAGACGCGAAGAGGAUCAAAUUAACGACCGGGAAUGACGAUGCUAAUCCGACUCAUGCCAAUCAUUUCUCAUACCGAUUCCAAAUAUGCGAUAAUAUAAUCAAUGUCGGCCCAUGUUCUCAUUCCUCUCUGGGUCAACCCAUUAUAAACGGGGAAGAUUUUGUCGGCGAUGGUCAAAAGGAAGAAUCUCACACCUAUAAUGAUCCAGAUUUAGAAUUGAUCGUCACUUCCGGAAAAGAAGAGACUGGGGCUCUUACCUUAAUGCAGCGAUCGAUCAUACCUCAAUUGAUUACCACGUUUCAUCUGCCUGGCAUUAUCAACUUGUGGACUUUAAAUAGUGUAUCUCUCGAAUUUGAUGCAUAUCCAGAUGAAUUUGAUCACCUAAACGAAUUACCGAACAAGCUUAAGAAAGAUCAAAAUUACAAUUCCUUUUUACUAUUGUCGAUGAAAGAAUCCUCAUUAAUAUUAAAAACUGGUCUCGAAAUCACGGAGUUGGAAAGCAGCGGUUUCAAUACUCACGCGCAAACCUUGAUCGCUGGAAAUUUUAACGUUUUGAACACAAACGGCCAAAAAGUGUGCUACAUUGUGCAGGUUACUCCCUUCGAUGCCAGGCUUCUUUUGGGAGAUAUUUUGAUACAAAACUUGUCCUUUGACGCCCUCCAAAUACCUGGGAGUCCCAUAGUUUCCGCAUAUAUAUGCGAUCCUUACAUACUGUUGUUAGGUGAGAGCAGUCAAUUGACCUUGCUUACCCUGAAUCACAGAACCAUAGAGGUAUCGGAACACCCCUGCCUUCAAGUUAUCAAUGAGUCGGCUUCCAAAGUAUAUCAGAAACCUCCCAUAAUUGCCCUUUGCUUGCACCGAGAUCAUUCCGAUAUUUUUUUGUAUCACGACAAACCCGAAACCUAUAUGAACGACGCUAGCCAAAAUAAGGAUAUUCUCUCUAAGACCCAAGCGAACACCGAUAAAUCUAAAAAUAAUAUGGCGGCUAGUAACGCGGAACCGUCCAAAAAAUACGCAAAAACCGCCGAUAAAAGUGUCCACGAGGCAAAAAAAUUAUCGAGUUUGCCACGCAUCAAGAUUGAAAAAGAUCUCGAACCGAAGCCUAAGGUAAAUGAAGAAUAUAUGGACGAAGAUGAGUUGCUGUACGGAACCAAAUUAGUGCCGGAAGAAAUUACUAAAGGUUCAGAAAUAAAAAAGGAACAGAUUCGCGAAGAUUUCUUAAUUAACGAUCUCCAAGACGAUAUUUUUAACGAUGAAUCGAAUCUUAAAUCUUUCGUUGAAUGUUACAAUACGACCUCAAAACAAAAGCCCUAUCAAAAUCCUACCUUUUGGGCCUUAGUUUCUAGGAUGAAUGGACAGUUAGAAAUAUACAGUGUCCCCUCUUUUGUACUCAGGUAUCACAUUCAUAAUUUUCACCUCAAAAUGGAUAUCUUAAGCGAUGAGGAUCUCUUCAAUCGUGAAACCAGGGCGAAUAAGUAUGAAGAGCUAUCACGGAAAAGGGGUAAAAGAGGCGAUAGACAAUUGCAAUCCGAUGACGAUACUAAACAAAAUUUGCUGGAUUCGUAUCUCGUGAGAGAAAUAUCGGUGGUGAAUAUAAAAUAUAAAAGGCCGGUAGUAUCCCAGAAGUCAGAGGGAUACCCUUUAAACGAAGAAGACGAUUGGUCUAACCCUAAUUCUGAAGAAUCUUAUACCACGAUAGUCAAACCCUACCUAUUAGCCCUUAUCAACGAAACGUUAGUUAUUUAUCAAAUCUACCCUUAUCCUAACCCUAACAAUAAUUCGAAAAAUGGAGUCACUAUUAACGCGCGCGAUGAUGGCCAUUUAGAAAUGGGGAAGCAUGAUUCAAUAAGCAAUAUAUUGAUCAAUUCCGAUAUUCGUCAAUUAUCUAAACGAUUAAAUUUGCGAUUCAGAAAAAUCGAACAUAAUAUGUUAUUGGGAGAACGAAAAGCCGCGAAAUCUCUGCCUAAAAAGGACGCGUUCUACCGUUUAUCUAACGUUUUAAGAUCUACUCCAUCUAUACGAAAUUACGAUAAUAUCAAUUCCACACAAGGGAUAUUUAUACAAGGCCUCCUGCCUCAAUGGAUAAUCCCCGGCCAGCACGGAGACCUUAAAAUACACCCCAUGGCUAUAGACGGACCCAUCUACGCGUUCACGCCUUUUCACAACGUUAAUUGUCAUCGGGGCUUUUUGUAUUUUAAUCACAAGGACGAACUUAGAGUCUGCUUGCUGCCUACUCACCUUAAAUACGAUCAAGAUUGGCUGACCAGAAAAAUCCCAAUAGGAGCCACAGUUCAUUUCGUAGAAUUUCACAUCAAAAUGAAGGUGUACGUCCUUAUAACCAGUCGCAGGACCCGAGCCACACGAUUAGUUAAGCACCUCGCUUCUAAUUACCGCGAUCAACGCCCACUCAUGUUAGACGAUGGUCUACUACACCCAGAGAUGGAUCAACAGCAACUAACGACUGAAGAUUUUUUAUCGGGGGAGGAAAAGGAAAUAGAAGAUAUCGAUUCAGAUCCUUAUUUUCCGGCCCCACCAUUAGACGAAUUCUCGGUCGAUUUAGUCUGCCCCGGUAGCUGGGAGAUGGUCCCUUCCGCUAGGUUAGACAUAGAUUCCGAAUGGGAACGAAUAACAAGUUUCAAACAGGUGUCCCUGAUAUCCCAGGGAUCGAUAACUGGAUUUAAGGAUUUUUUAGUCGUAGGUACCUCUUGCGUUUAUGGCGAAGAUAUGACGUGCCGCGGACGGUUGUUCAUAUUAGACAUCAUAGAAGUAGUUCCAGAACCCGGACAACCUUUGACGAAGUACAAAAUAAAAGUCGUAUGUUCGAACGAGCAAAAGGGGCCCGUUCUAGCGUUAGCCGCCAUUUCCGGAAAUUUAGUGACCGUUAUUGGGCAGAAAAUUUACAUAUGGGCCCUGAACAAAAGCGACGAUCUCGUGGGACUGGCCUUUAUAGACACCUCAUUUUGCGUUCACACGAUCGCUAUCGUCAAAAAUCUGAUAAUAAUAGGCGACCUGCAUAAAAGUGUCACCUUCCUUCGCUACGACACCGACACCAAAUCUAUUUCCAUUGCAAGCAGGGAAUACUCUCAUUUAUCAGUAUACGGUAUACAAUUCAUUGUCGAUAAUGAAAAAUUGGGAUUCAUCGCCUCCGACAGACAAAAAAAUAUAGCCAUAUUCGCUUACCAACCUCAAGUUAGGGAGAGUUACGGCGGCCAAAAACUAGUUAGGAAAGGGGAUAUAAACGUUGGAACAUUCAUUUCUUCCUUUUUCCGGAUUUUUUGCAAACGGAAGGAUCCAACGUCCGAUAAGAAACCCAGUUUAGCCCUGGAAAGGAGACAAGCCACCUUUUUUGUGGGACUUGAUGGCAGGAUAGGAUAUCUCUUACCCAUAAGCGAAAAAUUGUACAGGAGAUUAUUGAUGGUUCAAAGCUUUUUAGAUUCAAAUACUUUUUACAGAGCUGGGCUAAAUCCAAAAUUAGCCAGGGGCUUCCAAUUUUCGCGCCAACAAUUGGUCAAUCCCGCCAAAAGUAUAUUAGACGGUAACCUACUAUUUCAAUUUUUGCAUAUGAACGCCCUUCAGCAAGAAUUAGUGGUUAAAAAUGUCGGCGUUUCUUUGGAUCAAAUUAUAGACGAUUUCCUGGAAAUCGAUAGAACUACCAGUCAUUUGUAAAUAUAAUUAAACUUUUUUAUAUACCUUGAAUUAUAAUAUUAUUA